AUCGUCUAGCAUGCUAUCAUCAGAGUUGAUCGGAAAUUGGAAUGGACGCGGCGGAUUCAAAUAACCCGCAUAGAAAUAUCGACGGGAGCCUUUCGUCCUCGUUUCUCUACCCGUUCGGGCCAUCAGUUUCGAAAACCCAGCGCGGCGUUCCUGCAAAACCCUCGAUAGACGGAGGCGCAUUUUAAUUCCGCGAAGAAGCUUCGUUUCUACUCCAAUCUCUUCGUCUCAGCAUGGACCUGCAAUGGGGAAAUGAUGAUGAAUCAGAAUCAAUAGGCAUUGAAGAUGAAGACUGCAAUAUUGACUCAGUCUUUGAACAAGAGAGAUGUGGGAUAUGCAUCGACAUUGUAAUUGAUAGAGGGGUGCUUGAUUGUUGUGACCAUUGGUUUUGUUUUGCAUGCAUUGAUAACUGGGCUAUCAUCACAAAUCUCUGCCCAAUUUGCAAGAAUGAGUUUCAACAUAUUACGUGUCUUCCGGUGUAUGACACCAUCAGAAGUAUCAGAUUAGAGGAACAUCCUCCUUCCAGGAAUGAGGAUUGGUAUUUUCAGGGGAAGAACAACACACUUUCAUUUCCUUCAUACUACAUCAGUGAAGAUGCAGUGCAAUGUCUAGAAAAUGAUGGUUGCAAGAUACGAAGUAUGAUGCAAGAAACUGAAGAUGAUUUAAGUUUUGAUACCUCAAUUGCUUGUGACUCGUGUGAUACAUGGUAUCAUGCUUUCUGUGUGGGAUUUAAUCCUGAGUUUACAUCUGAAAAUUCAUGGUUGUGCCCAAGGUGCAUAAACAAUGAAGUGCCACAAAAGUUAGGUGCAGUUUCAUUACAAAGCUCUUUAAAAUAUUCUUCUCCACAAACUGCUGAAAUUGGAUGGACAGUAGAUCCUUCUCUCUCUGGGAAGGUAGCAGUAUCUGUUGAUGCUGGUGAGACGGCUGUUGUUGUCUCAAUGAUUGAAGGGAAACAGAAGACAGAUUGUGGGACGUCCUUUUUUGAUAGUCUUGAUUCCAAGAAGGAUUUAGUGAUAGAAAAAUCUUCAUUUUAUUCAGAUUUUGAAAAUUCUGCAACAGAUUUUCAACUGAACAAUGGAAGUUGCAUUCAAGUUUCACAGAAUAGCUUGCUUUUCAGUGACGAUAAAGAGCACCAUACCAAUGCAUCUGAUGUUAAUAGCAGCUCUGAAUGUAUUUUUGAUAUAUCACCUGAGAUCAUUGAUUUCCAACCUUAUGCUGAAUUGAAGGAAGCUACAAUAUCAUCUUUUUUCGAUGAUGCUGCUUCAAACAAACAAAGGAAUGAUAUAUCGGAGUCACAACAACCGCUAACAUUGCAGGAUGUGCCAUUUUCGUUAUCUUAUUCUGAAGCUAAUGAUAAAGGGAUAACUAUCAAUGCUCUUGCAACAUCUCUUUCAGUAUAUUCUGAUGUUUAUGUGGAUUCAUCUUCUGUGGCUCAUGGCACACCUAAAGCCAAGGAUGAACCAGACAAUAGUUCUGAUAACAUUAUUGGCACUUGCUCAGCUGCUGCUCCUCUUUCAUCAGUUGACAACAUGGUGACAAGCUGUAACGAGGAUAUGGUGGUUGAUAUUUUCCAAAAGAACAGGGAAGGUUGCAACUUGACUGAAAAGCCCACGAUGAACAUGACAUGUUCGAUAAAUAUGAAUGGGAACAAUGGUUGCAAUAGGAAAAAGGAACCAGAAACUGUAUAUCCUAUGAAGAAACUAAAAUUGGAUGGAAAAUCUAAAACUUUUCCUGCAGGAAAUCAAUCUGAUUUGUCUUCUUUAGAUGUGUCUCAAGUGCGCUCAAGAGAAAAUAGAGAUGCUAGAUUAAGAUAUGCCAAAAAAGAUGAUGCCGAGGCCCCAGAUAUUAUGAGCAUAGUUCAAGAAAGUUAUAGCACUUCCCAUGAUAUGCCAGCAGAAAUGAAGGCUGCUAAUAAAUCCAUAGGAAAAAAAGAUGGUGCUUGUGGGUUGAGAGUGAAAAAGAUCAUGAGAAGAGUUGGAGAGAAAAAAGAAUCAUCCAUCAUAGUUCAAGAACUAGGGAAAGAGAUAAGAGAAGUGGUUCAACAUAAAGCCUCGAAAGGCGGUGGAAAGAGUAACUUUGAUGAAAAGCUUCUGGAAGCAUUUAGAGCUGCAAUAGUAAGACCAAAGACCAAAUUGACAAGUAGGUCUGAACUUGUUCAUAUAGGAGCAAAAAAGCCUCUUCUUAUUAAAGGAAAGAAACGUGAAAAUCUUACCAAAAAGAUUUAUGGAACUGUAAGUGGAAGGAGAAGACAUGCAUGGGCGAGGGAUCUGGAGAUUGAGUUCUGGAAGCAUCGAUGUAGAAGAGCACAACCCGAUAAGGUUGAGACACUGCAAUCAGUUCUUGAACUCUUGAAAAAGGCUACUGAUCCUAACUGGAAUAGCUCAAUGGAACGAGAUUCUCAUGAGGAAAGUGAAGACUCCAUCUUGUCUAGAGUAUAUAUAGCUGAUGCAUCUCUAUUUCCUAGAAAAGAUGAUAUAAAGCCUCUGUCAGCAUUGUCAGGAAGUUCUCAGCUUGAUAACCAUAUUCAGGAAAAGGAAGGAAGCUCGAUAAAUAUUGCUAGGGGUACUUUGAAUGAUGAUAAAAACUCAAAGAAAAAUUCAAUUCAAAUUUCCAAAAACUCAUUGCAACUUAAAGCUAACUAUUGUGACAGUAUAGGCAAAAACAUACAUUCUUCAUGUUUCCCAGGAGAAACUUCAAACUGUAAAGCAAAUUCAUGCCAAGCAGCAGCAGACCCACUUCAAAGUUCUGGCUCUAGCGGCUCUAAAGACAGUAUAGCAACUUCAAAGGAGCAUUCUUGUCUAUCUGAUGCUAAAACUGAUAAAAGGAAAUGGGCCCUUGAAGUUCUUGCUAGAAAAACUGCUUCAGCAAACUUAAAUGCUAAUAAUAAAGGGCAAGAGGAUGGUGAUUUUCUCAAGGGAAAAUAUCCUUUACUAGCACAACUACCUCAAGAUAUGAGACCUGUGCUAGCAUCCACUCGGCAUAAUAAAGUUUCUGGAUCUGUUCGGCAGAUACAACUCUACCGUAUCACUGAACACUACCUGAGAAGAGCAAAUCUACCUGUUAUUCGAAGAAUUGCUGAGACAGAGUUGGCUGUUGCUGAUGCAGUUAAUGUUGAAAAGGAUAUUUUUGAAAGGUCAAACAGCAAGUUAGUUUAUGUAAACCUUUGCUCACUGGUUGUAUCUCAACUUGUUAACAAGCCAGUAUCACCUGAGGAAAACGCCUCCAAUUCCCCAAAGGACACUUUAAUGAUUUCUAACGAGGUCGCUGAAGGCACAAAGUCUGAUACUGAAACUGAUAACAACCCAGAAUCAGCUGAGAGAAAUGUCUCCAAUUCAACAUUGCCUGCUUCAGAGGUUUCGAAUGAGGCUUUAGGAGAGAGAAGUUUUAGCCCUAAAGUUGGUGGAUGGAGCAAUGUGGAAGAGGCAUUGAAAUUGGCUGGCCUAUUUUCUGAUUCUCCUCCUAGCAGUCCCUAUUGUGCUACAAAUAUUUCCAAUGAAGAUGAAUCUACUCAAGAAAAUGUCAAUGAUGGCAUUAAUUAUGAUUCUCAGAGUAAUAUUCUACAUUCCAUGGAUAUAGAGCGAGAUGUUUCCAUGACUCAAAACUCUGGAAAAGCAGUAGCGGCGUAUGAUUGCAUCAAUGUGGAAGUAAAGCUACCAUUUGAUUUUUCAAAGUCAUUAGAAGAACAGAAAGAAAGCGAACCAGAUAACUCACAAGCAGAUCACCGGAUGGAAAAUGUCCUUCCACGAAAUAUGCCUGAGAGUGGACUAUUUGAUGAACCUUCUUUAGAAGAAUGUGAGGGGGACAACGAGGACCAUCCUAUGGGCCAGAUAUCUGACGAGGCUGUAGAAGUGUUGAAUAAACCCCUGGUAAUAGGCGAGGAACCAAACCCAAUUUCUGGUUUAAAGGAGAAUUGUAUAUUAAACGAUGCAGCUAGAGUUUCUGUGACGGACACCGAGAACUGCACUAGUGGCCCAGAUGGUGGCUCGGCUCAUGUUGAUGAAACAUUAGCUGGGGUAGCGAACUUGGAAACUCAUUCAAGAGAGAAUGUACAAAAUAAUCCAGACAUUUGUGAUACUAUUCCAAGUGAGGAAAUAGCCAAAUUGACCAAUGACAAAUCUGAUCUCACUAUAUCCAUCUCUAAAAAGGUGGAAGCCUAUAUUAAAGAACACAUCAGACCACUAUGCAAGAGUGGUGUGAUCACCGUUGAGCAGUACCGAUGGGCGGUUGGGAAAACCUUAGAUAAAGUGAUGAAAUUUCAUCGCAAGGCCAAGAAUGCAAACUUCCUUAUUCGAGAAGGGGAGAAGGUUAAGAAACUUGCUGAACAAUAUGUUGAGGCUGCACAGCAGAGAGAAUUGAGAUAGAUAAAAUAUCUUCUUGACUUGCACUUUUGCCACUUUUUUGAGAAGACUUCCUUUUGACAACCACGGUUAUCCUGGAUCCACCCUGGCAAUUGCACCUCUGCCUUUAUCAGACUUUCAUUGUCUAGCUUCUCGCAAAUUCUCCAUAUUUGUCGAGCUAGAACUAUACAGCUCGGAAGUGCUGCGACAUCCAACCUGGUUGUAAGCAUAUUUCCUUUGGUUUUCUCACUUUCUAGGAGACUUGGAAUGCUUCAAUUAUAUAUAUUAAGAGUUACUAGUGAAGAUCCUCCUAUGAUUGCACCAUUGUUAUUGUCCUUGGCCCUCCACUAAUUGCUAAAAUGCACAUAUCUCUAUCAACCCAUUCGAUUUCAAUCAUUUUCAUUAUGACGGAACUACACCUAUUGCAUGAUCAAAACCAACUUCUACUAGGCCAUGCAAAGGGGGAGAAAUUAUUAGGUGCGGAGACCGGACGUAGAGAUAUGUCCAGACAUCCACUUAAAAUUUGACAUAUGGAGUGCAUUUUGGUUGCGCUUUACCUGUAUUUUAGUUGCGCAGUUGCGCUUUGACUGCACUUUUGUUGCGUUUUUUUACUGCGCUUUUCUUUUGUUGCGUUUUUUUAUUGCGCUUUGACUGUGCUUUACCUACGCUUUACAUUCGCUUUAGUUACACUUUAGUUGCGCUUUGACUGCUCUUUUGUUGCGCUUUUUUACUACGGUUUUAUUACGCUUUGGCUGCGUUUUGGCAGUGCUUUGGCUGCACUUGGCUUAAAAUUCUGCAUACACAUUAAAUAUAUAAAGUAAAAAAUAAAUACAGUGUGUCCAUUCGACAUGUCAAAUUUUAAGUGGAUGGCCGGACGUAUUUCUACUUCCGGUGUCCGCACCUAAUAAUUUUCUGCAAAGGGGUGGUGCAAUGUUGCUUGUGCAAUUCCUGCGAAGCAGAGAUGGAAAAUUUUGAUAUAAGCUAUUGUUCUCGGCGAUGCUAUACAUACUGGUGACAAAGAUAUCAUGAAUCAUUUGCAGUAUACCAAUUUUGGUAAAACAGCUCCUAAGUGCAAUCUGAGUUUGCGUCUGUAGGUACCAUGAUUUCACAAACUAUCCCACGUCUUUAUGCUUAACUGAUUUUUACAUAAAUUUAGUUCCUUCAAUCUAGAUACAGGUGAUUAUUUGCUGCAUAGUUCUCAAAAUUGAGAGGUUUCUGAGAUUUUUGAGCAGAGAAAGAUCCCUGUUGCUGCAUCUGAUGAAAGCUGGAGAGUUAAAAGAGGAAACCUGCUUUAGCUGUGUCAAUGUUUGUGGAAGGAGUGUGGGAUCAAGAGCCUUCAAUAUUGGAUAUAAAAUUGAAUUAUCGACUUCAAUUUUCUAUUUUGAUGCCUGUACAAGGUAAUUUUUUUGGUAAGUGCCAUAAUGACUUUUAAAGCCCCAUUUUUGUAAUAUUUUACCUUUUACUAUUUUAAAGCUUUUUUUUUUCCUCUUUCCAUCAGCAA
Messenger RNA from Dendrobium catenatum, 5835 nucleotides. RefSeq lists its product as uncharacterized. The record is from RefSeq and is a predicted model, not a curated record. Lineage: Eukaryota; Viridiplantae; Streptophyta; Magnoliopsida; Asparagales; Orchidaceae. Gene Ontology annotation, molecular function: metal ion binding; ubiquitin protein ligase activity. The transcript is spliced from 14 exons. Gene Ontology annotation, biological process: protein ubiquitination. The coding region runs from base 231 to 4358 and encodes 1375 amino acids.